AGUUGCUUCAGGCAGCUGAGCUAUUCAGACCAUGGAGAAUAUCCUCUGUUUUCUGAACAGCUAUACUGAGACAGGGCUGAGCCCUGACUCACAUUGCUUGGAUAUUGACCCCAACUUCAUCUGCUUGAGUGGGUUGGGGUUGUUUAUACUGUACUUGUUCUAUGUGGUAUUGACCCUGUAUUCGUCACCCACCGAAAAAAAUAAUGACAUCCAAAAGCAUCAGGGCAGAGCCAGGAGGAGAAGGAAAGGUGGGACAUUUAAAGACCGGAAAAGUUUCCAGAGAGAAGUGGAAGAGGAAAGGAAGCUGCUUUCUAUUCUGAAAAGCUUUGGACCUCCUGCUUCCUGCAGUCCCCUGGGCCAGCAUCAUGAUACCACCCGCUUUCGUCAGCUGUUAUGCCCAGACCCCGUCUGUCAGGUGUGUAACAGAGCAACUGCUGACAUCCAGCGACUGCUGUCUUGGGAGUCCCUGAAAGAUGCUGCUCCCUCUGUGUCCCCUUUGGCUUCUUCAGCUUCUGCGACUGAGUCAUCGUUCACUCUGGCUUCCACCCCCUCAGCAACCCCUCCAGAAGAGCUAAUAUUGUCCCCUCGGCCUAAGCCCUCUCCACCACCCCCCUUAAUUCUCUCACCUGACCUGAUCACCACCUUAGCUGACUUAUUUUCACUCUCACCACUGAGGGACCCUCUGCCAUCACAGCCUAUUUCUCCCUUGGAUUCCAAGUUCCCCAUAGACCAUUCCCCACCCCAACAGCUUCCCUUUCCCCUUCUCCCACCACAUCACGUUGAGAGAGGGGAGCCCAGCCUCCAACCUGAGGCCAGUUUGUCUCUGAACACCAUCUUUUCAUUUGACUCCACCCUAUGCCAAGAUAUUUCCCAGGUCAUGAAUCCCACUGAUUCGUGUGCUCAUCAUCAUGGACCACCAAUCCCAUCUGCUUUACCACCGGAAGAUUGCACUGUGACUCAGUCUAAAUCAAGUCUCACCGUCUUGAAGACUUUUCCAGAGAUGUUAUCUGUAGGUGGCUCUGGUGGGUCAUCCACCUGUGCUCCAACAAUCAAAGGCAUUGACCAUUCACGCCCUGCAUCUUCAGAAUUCUCCUGGUGGCAGCCUCAUGACAAGGACUCUUUUUCCUCCAAUUUUGUGCCAUCUGAUUUCAUGGAGGAGCUUCUUACCCUUCAUUCUUCUGAGGCCUUUUUUGAGGGGCACUCUGUGGCCAACCUCAUAGAGCCUGUUAACAUCUCAUUUCUCAGCCAUGACAUUCUGGCACUCCUGGAGAGACAAGUCAAAAAAAGGGGUGAUUUCCUGAUGUGGAAAGAUAAUGGAAAGAAACCAGGAUCAUUCCCAAAACAACUUAGGCCAAACUACCAACUAAAUUCUUCACAGAAAAUGUUAGCCUCAAUUGCUGUUAAGCAUGACCUGGCAGAAUCCUUUCCUUUUUGGGCCAGUAAAGGCGAACUAGAACGGCAGCAAAUCCAUCAGCAGCCUCCAUACUCUAAGUGCUUUGAAGACCAUUUAGAGCAAAAAUAUGUCCAGCUCUUCUGGGGUCUCCCAUCUCUGCACAGCGAGUCUCUGCAUCCUACUGUUCUUGUCCAACAUGGCCAUUCCUCCGUGUUUGUAUUCUUCAAUGGCAUUACAAAUACAUCUAUAUCCCAUGAAUCCCCAGUACUUCCCCCUCCCCAACCUCUGUCCUUGCCUAGUACCCAACCUAUACCCUUGCCUCAAACCUUGCCCCUAGGUCAGUCCCCACAUCUCACUCAGGUGAAGUCCCAGGCUCAACCUCAAUCUCCACUCCCAGCCCUACUACCUAGUCCUCUAUUCCUGAUUAGGGUGUGUGGAGUGUGUUUUCAUAGACCCCAGAACGAGGCACGGUCUCUUUUGCCAUCUGAAAUUAACCAUCUGGAGUGGAACGUGUUGCAGAAAGUGCAGGAAAGUGUGUGGGGUUUACCCUCUGUGGUUCAAAAAUCCCAGGAAGACUUUUGUCCUCCAGCUCCCAAUCCUGUAUUGGUCAGAAAGUCCUUCAAGGUCCAUGUUCCCAUCUCCAUCAUUCCUGGAGAUUUUCCACUCAGCUCUGAGGUAAGGAAGAAACUGGAGCAACACAUUCGAAAGAGGCUCAUCCAGCGCAGAUGGGGCCUGCCCCGAAGAAUCCAUGAGUCUCUGUCAUUGCUACGUCCUCAGAGCAAAAUUUCAGAGCUAUUUGUGUCAGAGAUUAAUCAUGGACCUUUACAUAGCUCUUUGGUUGAGGGUCAGAGCCGCAAUAUUCUGCUGAAAUUCGGAUCAAGCACCCCUAGAAGCUUCCACGAGAGGAGGUCAAAUAUGCUUUCCCUGGAGAAUGUGGGGAAUUAUCAGAAAUACAGCCAGGAGAGUGCCCCAAAAGAUCACCUGUUGCAUGAUCCGGAGACAUCUUCAGACGAGGAUCUGAGGUCUAACUCUGAGAGAGACCUAGAAACUCAUAUGAUGCAUCUGUCAGGAAAUGAUUCAGGGGUGAGACUAGGUCAGAAACAACUGUCAAAUGCCCUGACAGUACAUUUGAACAAGAAAUUUGAGGAAAUCAAUGAGGGUCGGAUGCCUGGGACUGUGCAUAGUUCAUGGCACUCAGUCAAGCAGACAGUGUCUCUUGCUGAGAGAUCCCACAGCCAAAUAAAGCAUCGAAAUUUGGCAGCAUUGGUGAGUGAGGACCACUGUGUUGAUACUUCCCAGGAGAUUUCCUUCCUUAGUUCCAACAAACAAAAGAUGUUGGAAGCCCAUAUUAAAUCUUUCCAUAUGAGGAUGCUGUGGGGCCUUCCCCGCAAGGUCCUUGAAUCCAUAGAAAUCUUCAAAUCGAAAGAGGAUCUUUCCAAUUCCUUUUCCCAUUUCGACCUUCCCUCCUCAGCCACAUUCAUUUCUCAGGGAGAUUCCAAAGAUGGGGUCUGUAAGUCUCGUAGACGAAGCACUUUUCAAGGAGAAAAGUUGGGAACAACAAGCUCAGUCCCCAUCCUUGAUCGUCCUCACCCUGUCUCCUCACCUGUCUGCCAAGAAGGGCAGGGGACCCUGAGAAGACAAUUUUCUGAUACUGAUCAUGACCUUAUAGAGACAGAUUCCAAAGAUGGAGCCUCCACAUCCCUUAGAAGAGGCACUACAGAUUUUCAAAGCGAAAAAUUAGAAUCAACAAGCUCAUUCCCCAUCCUCGGUCAUUCUUACCUUGUCACUUCACCUGUCAACCAAGAAAAGCAGGAGACUCUGAGAAGAGCAUUCUCUGAUACUGACAAUGAUCUUACAGAAAGUGUCCGGACAACUGAGGAUGGCAGACAGACUUUUCUGCCCCCGCCACACAGCAUCGUAGACGAAGUCAGUCAGAAACAGACUGUACUGGCCAGUAGAUGCAGUGCAGAGCUUCCCAUAUUGCAAGCUGGAGCUGGCUGUGAGUCAUGGGAUAAGAGGAAGAGUUCCUUUGAUAAUGUAGACAGGCUUCAGGGCAGUAGAAAGACCUUUCCUGUCACCAAUGGGUUGAAGGAGAUGUUUAAGGAAGAGGAGAUCUGUGCUCUUCAAUCACAAACUAGGAACAACUUGACAACUAGCAAGUCGGGAAGCUGCUCACUGACAAAUGUGAAAGCAAGCACUUCCAAUGAAACUAAAAUUUUCCCACCAAGAAUAUCAGUUCCUCAAGAUCCUAAAUCAUCAUACCUUAAAAAUCAGAUGUUGAGCCAGUUAAAGUUGGCCCAGAGGAAGCAUAGCCAACCUCAGAGCCAUUUUACUGACGUGUCUUUUGCCUUAGAUAACUUGACUUCCAAGGACUUACUGACUAAUUCCCAGGGCAUGUCGAGUGGGAACAUGGGAACUUCCCAGGUGCUGCAUGUACACUUGGAGGACAGAGGAAUCCGUGUGGCACAGAAGCAGGAGCCCAGGGUCCCUACCUUUGUCUUACAGAAGUGUCAAGUUAAGAAUUUCCCACCAGCUAUAAAGAGACUGAGUCCUGUGAGACCCAAAGGAGGAGAGCUUGAUGGAGGGGAUGCAGGGUUGGGGACGUCCCAACGCAGGAGAAAGAGCCACACUGUUCAUAACAAGACGUCAGGGGAGGUGCUUGGGAGCAAAUCUUCCCCAACCUUGAAAACACAGCCUCCUCCUGAAAACCUUUUCAGAAAAUGGAUGAAGACCUUUUUGCAGCGGUUUAAUAAACCCAGCAUAUCAUAUGAAGAACAAGAAAGUUCCUGGGAAAAGGGUAGCUCCCUGUCAUCACCUGUGCAGAAUACUGGUCAAGUUACAAGAGCUGCCUUUACUGGGACUACUGAAGCUCAGAAAAUUAGGAAAAACACUAGGGAGUUCCUAGAAGAGAAGCUGGGGCAUAGGCAUGGGAUAGAUAUCACCUGUCCCCAAGAGCCCCUUUCCUUCCCAGUGGGGCUUGGGAAAGCUCAGCACAACCCAGAAGUGCAUGUCAGAGCAGAGCCUGUCCAGGGCUAUCCCUGCAACUACAUGGCUCCCUCCUGCAAAGUGACAUGUACCAAAUCUUGCAGCCAACAAGCUAUCUUUGUUGGCCAGAAUUAUCCUAGAAGGAUUAGACAGAUCAUAGACAAGGACAGACAGCCCCAGAAAGUUGAGGCAUUUAAGGAGAAGAUAUUGUGUCAAAGCCAUCCCCAAUCCAUGCCCCAGAGGAAGCCUGUGCCACAUCCAAACCCCACUUGCCAGUGUCAGGUCAGCCUGGUGUGUCCAGCCGUCCCAACCAGUGCUAAAAGCCGAGUGUUCAGUGAUGUGCCUUUACUAACUGGACAGAAAAUGCUUCUGAAGCAUUUCCAGGGAGGCAAAUUUCCCCCCACAGAAUAAUUAACUCCUUGUUGAGAAUCUUGAUUCUCCCCAAUAAAUGUUCUAAUAAGAAGGAUGUCUUUUCUGUGUGUUGUGGGGUAUAGGUUUUGGGUAACCGAAGCUAGUGUUUAGGGAAAGGCAGGGGUUAGCUCAGCUCUUACUGACUCCCUACUUUGACUUUUAAAAUGUCACAACCCCCUGGAGCUCUUGUGGAGGAAUGAGUAUCAUGUGCCUCCAAAAGCUCCUUCUCUCCCUGAUGAAGUCCGAGGAGAUGAGGUCUUUCCUACCUCUUUGCUUGAGACUUACUGAUAUUGUAUGGUGGCCUUCACCUUCCUCCCCAUUCACUGCUUCAUAUCCUUUAGAGCAGUAAGGAAGGCAGCCCUUCCAUAUCUGAAGACAGGGUGAAGGACAGGUAUAUUUUUUAGAAAUAGUGGUUUAAGCACUGUUUAAAAAAAGUUGUCACAGACCACAGUAUCUAUAGGUUGUUGGGCGUGUUUGGGAUAUUGCUGGUUGGGGUAGAGUGUCAGGAACACUGUGGAUGCUGCUUAAGAAUUUGACAAGCAGGGCAUGCUCAUGAUUUAGGGAGGCAUAUUUUGACCUCAACGUUGAGGUCUUUCUACUAAUAAGUCACUCUGGAGAAGUAGUUCCCCUCCCUGUGUAUUUCUCCAUGCUGCCUGGAUUGAUGACAUUUUUACAGAGCAAAAAGUUCACCUAGCUGUCUGUGGCAGGACUGUUGACCAGGCAACCACCUACCUCCUAGGGUAAAAUAUAGCUGAGAGUAAGGAAAAGAUGCCUUAGAAUGAAUGAGAAAGUAAGAAGCAAGUGAAGCUAGGAAAGGAUGACCAUGCUGGUGGAAAAAGGUUUAUGCCCCAUCAUGCCCAUAUCAUGACCCUUUCUCAAUCUAGAUCUAGGCACCACCCCCUUGAGGUUUACCAGGAUGCUGCAGAGGUUACAGAUGCCAUUUUGGCAGAAGUGUACAUGGGGCUGUUCUUUAAGGACUUAAACAGUAUCUGCAGGCUGUUGUGAACAUGGCAUCCCUCUCUUUAGGGAAGGUGAUCUUUGUGUCUUCUUUCUAGCCAUGUUGAUGGCAACAUGCAAGAUCUUCCCUUAGUGUACACAGUGCACCUAUCAGGAUGGAGGUGUCACCCAUGAUGUUCAUGGGCUUAGUGGAAUAUAAUAGAUAUUGUCUAGAAUACCUGCAGCUCAUGGUCCAGAGGUUAGUCCUGAACUACGCAUGAGGGCUACAGAUAUUUGGGGGCUUACUAUGAAUCUUUACAGAAUGCUCCUUAUUUCUAAGAGUGUGCACAUAUGCACCCUUAAAAUAUUAGGGGCCUGAAGAGAAGGCAAUUCCACUUAUACAGACUGGGACUAAUAAAUGAAGUGAAUUUUCUAGAGGGCACUUGAGGUAGGUUCUCCAGAAAAAUUUGUGAAUGCUUGGUGUC
This is a messenger RNA of Pongo pygmaeus (Bornean orangutan), 6210 nucleotides long. RefSeq names its product spermatogenesis-associated protein 31D1. The transcript has 4 exons. The record is from RefSeq and is a predicted model, not a curated record. Lineage: Eukaryota; Metazoa; Chordata; Mammalia; Primates; Hominidae. Bases 32 to 4789 code for a protein of 1585 amino acids.